Molecule: messenger RNA, 1266 nt
Organism: Fusarium coffeatum
Lineage: Eukaryota; Fungi; Ascomycota; Sordariomycetes; Hypocreales; Nectriaceae
Exons: 2
Coding region: 1-1266 (421 amino acids)
Source: RefSeq, a predicted model, not a curated record
AUGCCUGAAGUACGACGGGGCAGUCUUGCUCCCUUAUCUGACUCUGCUCUCUCAUCACAAGAACCGGCCGGAGCACCCGGCGUUACUCGUCCAUCACAGUCUCACCAAUCUUCUACUGAUCGCGUGCGCUUCAACAUUCCUGAGGAUUCUACAUCACCAACAUCACCGCGUGAACCUCUCGAUUCAGCUUUUGCAGAGCUACCCCGACGAACAUCUGAGGGUAGGCGAACUUCGGAAAUUCCUAGAAGGAGCUCUGAUGCACCUCGACGAAGCUUGUCAUAUGCCCAACGCCCCGAGGCUGAAGCAUACUACGAUUCUCGAGCAGCUACUCAAAAAGAAUAUCGACGACGAGCAACAACUCUCUUAGAGUACUACGACGAAAACCCCCAACUACUACCGCAGCUUCCGUUUACUUGGCAUCAUGGCUGGAAGCGUUGGAGACUUUUCUUCUUUGCAUUCCUCGUCUUCGUCGACGCAUCCGCCGUUCCGAUCGCUCUAUACUACGGCAUGAAGUACGCUGGCGAUGUCGAAGGCUGGAUUAUCUUUGCUGUUGUGACGACCAUCUGGGGUGGCCCCACGUAUCUCGAGUUCGCUCUCCGUACCCUCCGAUUGAUCAAGGUGGACAGGUUCUAUCGACCCCUGGGAACGAAUCAUCGGUGGUGCUUCGAUAUGCUGACGUACUCGUCCACCCUUACUAUCUUCGUCGUCACGGCAUUAUUUAUCAUUGGCAGCGCUCCGCAUAAUGUGUGGUUGAGGGUUCUGUGCAUGCCUGCUCCGGCGAUCCUGUACUGUUACGGCGGUACACUCUUCCUGAUUACUCUUUAUCACCAGAUGAACUGGCCUGCACCCUUCCGAAUCAGCUCCACUGCCAAGGGUGAAAAGGUUCUACCAGGUGCCUAUUACUUCAUCGAGGAUGUUAUCGCGGUUAAUGCCCUCGGUGGCCGACCCUAUCGGGAGGCUUUAGCUGCCCGAUACAAGGCCAGUCCUCGCUUCCGAGAGAUGGUUCACAAGCAAUCCUGGUUCUGGUCCGUUCCUGCACUCGUACUCGCCGUUCCCCUGACCGUUAUCUCCGUCAUUCCCCAGGUUCCGGCUACUGGUGCCUACGGUGUUGCAUGGGCUGUCCCCUUCCUGUGGGCAGUGGUCUGGGGUAUCAUUACCAUUCACUGGUGCAAGAGAGACAUGAAGCGAGAGAGGGAAGAGUGGGAGCGAGGUGUCGACCCCGAGAAGGAAAUCAAGAGAAAGGGAUCAUCUUUUGAGACAGCUUAA